Messenger RNA from Salvelinus sp. IW2-2015, 5685 nucleotides. Lineage: Eukaryota; Metazoa; Chordata; Actinopteri; Salmoniformes; Salmonidae. The record is from RefSeq and is a predicted model, not a curated record.
GCCAUUCACUGAUCUCUCCCGUGGCGCUCUCAGAUCUUCGCCGACACAGUGACAGCCAGACUCUUGAGCUGACUGUGUCCACGUCUACUCUGCUUUCCACACAGACGACUGGUGCUUUUUGGACGAGAUUCACAUGGCCUUUUUUUGCCUGCUAUUUAUUUUCCCCAGCUUGACAGUUUUUCAAACGUGGUGUUUUGAGAAGGCUACGUAACUCCAAGAGGGCGGUGUGUAUUUUAACUUUGCUCCUCUGAGUGGUUCAGUGCUGGUCUACUCGCCUCUGGCGAAACUACUUGUUUUGUUUCUUCUGUAGCCUGUGCUUGGAACAACUCUCACUAUUCACCUGGAGACACUACAGUUCUGUUUGAGCCAUGGAACUUCAAGGAUCUCUCUCCAUCAGUUGUUUCAUGUCUAGAAGAGGAAUUCUGGAGUUUUCUUUAAAGAUUUGAGAGGGAUUUCGCAGUGUUCACCUUCUCAUCUAGUCCAAGGUUUUCUAAUUUUCUGCAUCUGAAACUUGCCUGGAUAGUUUUUUUUGUUUUCCCAUAUGUAUUGGAAGGACGCCCUUGCACUGGCAUGCUUUUAAGGCCCACAGUGCCGGGGCUGUGCGCAAUGUUGCAGACCAUCUAUGAGACCGAGUCCUGCUUCUCCUCAGACGCCGUGUCCAGCAGGGAGCAACCUCUGGAGCUGCUGCCCCAGUCCCAAGUGUCUGCCAUGCCCAGUGCUGCUGUGGAGGUGAAGACAACUCUCCCCUCGGGGAUGCAGAGCCCUGUGGGCGGCAGUGAGCAGGGUGUUGGAGGUGGCGGCGGUCCCGUGGACCUGAGGACAGAUCCCAGGCUGGGACCCCUGGGUGGAGGGGUGGACCCAGCCAUGAGGGAGCAGCAACUGCAGCAUGAACUGCUCCUCCUCAAGCAGCAGCAGGAGCUUCAGAAACAGCUUCUCUUCGCUGAGUUCCAGAAGCAGCAUGAGGUGCUGACACGCCAGCAUGAGGUUCAGCUGCAGGAGCACCUGAAGCAGCAGCAGGAGAUCCUGGCGGCCAAGCGGCAGCAGGAGCUGGAGCAGAAGAGGAAGCUGGAGCAGCAGAGGCAUGAGGAGCUGGAGAAACAGAGGCUGGAGCAGCAGCUCCUCAUGCUACGCAACAAGGAGAAGGGCAAAGAGAGUGCCAUUGCCAGUACGGAGGUGAAGCUGAAGCUCCAGGAGUUCCUCCUGAGCAAAAAAGAGCCUGGCACACCGGGCGGACUAAACCAUUCCUUCCCCCAGAAAUGCUGGGGAGCCCACCACACCUCUCUGGACCCCAACUCCCCCCCUCAGAGUAACAGUCCGGGAACGCCGCCCUCCUACAAACUGCCCCCGCUACUGGGGUCCUACGAGGGCAGGGACGAUUUCCCUCUCCGGAAGACUGGUGAGUGGAUGCACUGUGUAUGUGGUUGCAUCAGUGUUGGCCAAUCAGAAGCUGUUGCAGGAGGCGAGAGGCAGGCCAUCCAGACCAUGCGUCAGGGUGGGGCUCUGACGGGCAAGUUUGUCAGCACCUCGUCCCUGCCGGUGUCAUGCCUGCCACCUGGUAUGCAACACGACUAGACUCCACCAGGCCCCCAACCCCACAGCAGUCACUCCUCCCUACUGCAGCACGUCCUCCUGCUGGAGCAGGCCCCGCCACAGAGCGUCCUACUUGCAGUCCCCAUGUACGGUCAGUCGCCGUUGGUGACAGGGGAGCGGGUGUCCAACAGUAUGCGCACGGUGAACAAGCUACCACGCCACCGGCCCCUGAGUCGCACACAGUCUGCACCCCUCCCCCAGAGCCCCCAGGCCCUGCAGCAGCUCGUCAUGCAGCAGCAGCACCAGCACUUCCUGGAGAAGCAGAAGCAGUACCAGCUCAACAAGAUUCUGUCAAAAGGGGUGGAGCUUCCUCGCCAACCGCCCACCCACCCCGAGGAGACAGAGGAGGAGCUCACAGAGACACAGGAGAUGCAGGAGGAGGGGGCGGGGUCUGAGCGUCUGGGGGAGGGGCGUCCUCAGGAGCAGAGGCUCCAGAAGGAAGAGUCGGGGGAGACGUCGCCCCCUUCAGAACGCCUGCUGACCCCCCUGAAGGGCGAGAGCACAGAGAGCGAUUUGGAUGAAGAAGAUGAUGAAGACGAGGCCAUCGAGCUGAGGGAGUGUGAUGAGGASGGCGUACCUUACGGCCAAUAUCACCUGCAACAGCUCAAUGUGUUCCAGGCAUCCCUGUCCAUUUCGGGCAUGCCUCACAGACCUCUGGGAAGGGCCCAGUCCUCCCCUGCCACUGCCAGCGUCAAGGGGGCUCCCAUGGGUGAGGUCCCCAUCAAGCACCUCUUCACUACAGGGUUGGUGUACGACACCUUUAUGCUGAAGCACCAGUGUAUGUGUGGGAACACCCACAUCCACCCAGAGCACGCCGGCCGCAUCCAGAGUGUGUGGUCCCGGCUGCAGGAGACUGGGCUGCUGGGCCGCUGUGAGAGGAUUCGGGGGAGGAAGGCCACGUUGGAUGAGAUCCAGACUGUGCAUUCAGAAUACCACACACUGCUGUAUGGCACCAGUCCCCUCAACAGACAGAAACUAGACAGCAAGAAGCUCUUAGGUCCAAUCAGUCAGAAGAUGUAUGCUGUGUUGCCCUGUGGAGGCAUUGGGGUGGACAGUGACACUGUGUGGAACGAGAUGCACUCCUCGGGCGCUGUCCGAAUGGCUGUUGGCUGCGUCAUCGAGCUGGCUUUCAAAGUGGCCGCCGGGGAACUGAAGAACGGCUUUGCCGUGGUGCGUCCACCAGGCCAUCACGCUGAGGAAUCCACUGCCAUGGGCUUCUGCUUCUUCAACUCAGUGGCCAUCACAGCCAAGCUGCUACAGCAGAAACUAGGAGUGAGCAAGAUCCUCAUCGUGGACUGGGAUAUUCACCAUGGUAAUGGGACACAGCAGGCUUUUUACAACGACCCCAAUGUACUUUACAUUUCCAUUCAUCGCUACGACGAUGGAAACUUCUUCCCCGGCAGUGGGGCUCCUGAAGAGGUGGGGGUUGGACCUGGUGUUGGCUUCAACACAAACAUCGCUUGGACAGGGGGCGUAGAACCGCCCAUGGGUGACGUGGAGUACCUGACUGCCUUCAGGACGGUGGUGAUGCCCAURGCCAACGAGUUUUCCCCUGACGUGGUCCUAGUGUCCGCUGGGUUUGAUGCUGUGGAGGGCCACCAGUCCCCUCUGGGAGGAUACAACGUCACUGCUAAAUGUUUCGGCCACCUCACCAAGCAGCUGAUGAAGCUGGCGGGGGGACGUGUGGUCCUGGCGCUGGAAGGAGGUCACGAYCUCACGGCCAUCUGUGACGCCUCCGAGUCAUGUGUGGCGGCYCUGCUCGGCGAUGAGUUGGACCCCCUGCCACAGGCUGUCCUGCAACAGAAGCCCUGUCCAAAAGCUGCUGCCUCUCUGGAGAGGGUCAUUGAGAUACAGAGUAAACACUGGAGCUCUCUCCAAAGGUUGGCUACCACGGUGGGCCAGUCCUUAAUGGAUGCCCAGCGGAGAGAGAAGGACGAGGCCGACACGGUCACCGCCAUGGCAUCGCUUACCGUGGAUACUGAGCAGGCCACCGCUUCCACCAUCUCCAUGGAAACCAGCAGGUCUACAGAAGAGCCAAUGGAAGAGGAGCCUGUCUUGUAGGAGGAAACGGAGAGUUGUCUUGACACCUUUGUCUCCAUGUUCUUCGGCACUAGCCUUCUGUCAUCCUCUCCUCUUUCCAGCCCUCGCCUCACCUCUUUCCAUUUUCUGAGGAUUGAUGGACAUGUGCUAGCCUCCCUUUCCAACUCACUGAGGUGAGUUUGUUAAAGUGUGUGUGGGAGAGGAGAGGCGGAACACACACACACACUGACCUAAAGGGGCCAGCGGCGGAUAUGCGUGAUUGGUGGAGAAGCAGGAAGAGGCGGGACCUUUUGAGGAGCCUGUGUCUUGCUUUUUUCUUUCAAUCUUUUUUGUAAGCAGAAGGCAGUGGAUCCCGGAGUGUGCCUCGGCUCUGGGGCCCGAGAAGCUUUAUACAUUUCUUGUCAUACUUUAUACUUUUCAGGAACAUUAGAACUGAAAAAGCCAACAAGCAGCAAAAAUAUUUCAACAGCCACAAAUACACUCACACACCCGCAUUAUACUAUACACACUAAGUUCUCAACAGAGGAACAACAAUGGGGUUGUAUCAAUGAAUAAUGCUCUUCCUUUCAGAGCAUGCGAACCUCUGUUCCUAUUUUGUCUGUCRUUUGGUAUUCUCAUGCGUCUAUUCAAUAAUCUGUUCAAAGCAGCACACAAACAUAUGAUAUGUAUAUUUGCAUAUAUAUAWAUAUAUAUACUGUAUAUUYCUUUCACUGUAUCAGCUGUGGUUGUGGAGUGGAGGUCGAGCUGUGGAUCCUGCCAAGGGAGACUUACUGGCUGAAGGAGACAACAUAUCUCUCCAAUUCAGCCUUUCUUUUUUCUUCAGGAAGCCUCAGCUCCCUCCACUUUGUAUGGGAGAGAAUGCAUUUUGAGGUGGUUUUUACCCUUCUACUUUGUUUGGACUAUCAAAAAAGGACACAUACCCACAAUGAAAUUUACCGCUUGGUGCAAUGGAAGCCCACGGAUUGGACGAGGAAGGAUUUUGUGGAAUAAUACUUGGAUUAUGAACUUGUUGUCUCACGCUUGCUGCUGCGACUGGGAGACUUGUGGUGGUCAUGAGACUGGAGAAAGACGUUUUUAGAAGAACUUGGUGCCUUUUAUAUUAAAUAUCCCUGUUAACACCAACUACACCACCACUUARCAGAACACAGGACAGAAAGACAAAUCCACACACUUGUUACACUCAUGUCUGUUUUGUUUGUAUAUUUGUUUGCUUGUUUCUUUCAAAAUGCCUUAAUUUCCUCCAGAGAAUGCACCAUUUUAGCCAUCUCCGCAGAGAUGGGAUUCUACUCCUAUGUCCUCUCUCUUUCUGGGUUUGUGUAAUACUCUAGGUCAAAGGUCAGUGUGACUUUAACUUAGUUUUUUUUUUUGCGUCCUUUAUMAAUUCCGACCCGUACAUAUGCGGCUGACGGUAUGAUUGUGAGGWAAUUUGAACGCUACAACGACCAACUUUUUGCUAUGUCACUUCCUGUCACUUGUAAAUACUGCAUCCUUUCCUGCUUUGGCAAACCCCUCAACCUGAGACGGUUCAAUAACAAACUCAUUGUUUUUCCAUUUAUUUAGAGAGGAGGGACUGAACUUGGUCACUUUUUUAAACAAACGUUUUAUUUUGUAUAAGAUGUAUACGAAUAAUGACAAUAACAGUGUUAAUCCAAUCAAAUUGGAUAUGAAUAUUAUAUUUGARAAGAGUAAAAAAAAAAAARARAAGCCACCUAAGCAAGCACACAUUGUGUUAGUUUUGCAAUCAAUGUUUUGUCCUUUUUUCUAAGUGCCAUUUGUUUUUUCCACACAAAAAAAGAGACAACAGAAAUGGUGAUAUGGGAUGGAUCUCAUUUGGCAAAUAAUCAWGAGCAAGCACCACUUUAGAUUACACUGCAAUACCCCAAAUCCUGGAAACUGUUGCCCACUUGUCAGCUGUCAUAAACCAUUUGUUUGACUUAGUGUCCAGGUGCUGUGUUAUCUGGCCUCUGUUGCCAUCAAUAUUUAUAUUUCUCAAUCAAUGAAAAGUGUUUGCACUUGACGCCUAUAUGAUCACACAAAUUAAAUACUUUGGAAAAU